This is a messenger RNA of Myodes glareolus (Bank vole), 3840 nucleotides long. The record is from RefSeq and is a predicted model, not a curated record. Lineage: Eukaryota; Metazoa; Chordata; Mammalia; Rodentia; Cricetidae.
GGCUGAGCGUGGCCUCUGGGAACUACUACUGCAGAGAGAGUCCUCUAAGGAAAACUGAGGAAAGAGCACCUGCUGAACUGCCCGGUUGUGUGUUCAAGGCUACUUCCAGUUCAGUGCCCAGGGCCUCUUGAAGAGGAAUCAGUCUUGCAGGAGCUGGAGAGAAUUCCUGGGACUCUCGAUUGAGCGAGUUUUGUGUGUGGAAAGCUCCCAGAAGCAUCGACCCGGCAAGUCUCAAGAUGAGAUAGAUCGGUCAUUCCUUGAGCCUCUGUGGCCUAACGAGGGACCCGAAACCCAGAAGGACCGAAGUGCACUUCCGGGAAGAUGGCGACACCCACGCCUGGCGUGACACGUGCUUCCACGGAGAGGACCGCGCACUGAAGGAUGGUACCACAUCUUCCCUGGUGAGAAUCUGAGGACAAAGACUCUCUGCCAGCCAUGAGUGUCACCCCAAAGGUCAAGAGUCGUGGGAUGAAGUUUGCUGAAGAGCAGCUGCUAAAACAUGGAUGGACUCAAGGCAAAGGCCUGGGCCGAAAUGAGAAUGGCAUCACCCAGGCCCUCAAGGUGACGCUGAAGCAAGACACCCAUGGGGUGGGACAUGACCCUGCCAAGGAGUUUACAAACCACUGGUGGAGUGAUCUCUUCAACAAGACUGCAGCCAGCUUGGUAGUGGACACAGGGAAGGACGGAGUGCAGAUAAGGCGCCUUUCCACGGAGACUACCCAGCGUAAUCACCCCAAGCCCAAUCUGCUGUACCAGAAGUUUGUGAAGACAGCCACACUAACCUCAGGGGAGGAGAAGCCUGACAGAGCGAGCAGCAGUGGUGACGACAGCCAUAAGCCUAUGCCUCCAAAGAUUCUGACUGAUGAGAUGCUACUCAAAGCCUGUAAGGGGCGAACAGCACACAAGGCUGCCCGGAUUGGAAUCACAAUGAAGGCCAAACUUGCUCGCCUGGAGGCCCAAGAGCAGGCCUUCCUGGCUCGGUUCAAAGGCUCAGAGGAUGUGGGGACCUGUCAACCACAGGCUGACAGGGAGCCCUCCCGAAAGAAGAAAAAAAAGAGGAAACAGAGAGAGGAGGAAGAGGCUGUAACACCUGAAAAGAACGUAGGUGAGGCGCUCCUAGAAUACACUGACCAGAGCGUUAAGAAAAGCAGGAAGAAGAAACGGAGGCGGAAAGAAGAGAAAGAGGGAAUGGCUAUAGGAAGUGGGGAGGAAGAGGCUGAAGGAGAAGGGGGGCCUAAAGAGCUGAGCACAAUGCAGUCUGAUCAGUCAUCUAGGAAAAAGGAGAAAAAGAGGAGGCAGCACCAUGAAGAAGAGGGGAAGAUGGGAGUCUGUGAUAAAGGAGGCAGAGAUAUGACAGGCAGGCCAAAGGCAGCGGACAGUGGAGCGGGCACAGACCCGUGGAGAAGCAGCAAGAAACUGCAGCACUGUGGGGAGGUCUUGGACACCCAAGCUGAAGAAGGGAAGGAUGGCCUAACAAAAGGAGAGAGAAAGGUCAGAAGAGGCAAGAAGAAAAGACAGAAGUGUCGUGAGGAGGUGGUCUUGGACGUAAGCGAUAAAGAUGAUGACAGCAGGACUUGGGAAGUAGAGAAUGAAGGUGAGAGAAGUCAGGCACAUCCAAAGGAGAGAGCUGGCAUCAACACUGACCAGAGAGCUAAAAAGAAGAAGCAGAAGAGGGACCGAAGGUCUCCAGUGUAGCCCUGCUGACUCCUCUUCAGGGGUAGCCUGGGUUUGCCCCUCUGCAAGCAGCUAAGGAGCACCAGUCCGCUGAGGAAAGCGAAAGCAUUCAGUGCUAGCUGAGGGGUAGACAUUCCCUGAACAAUGUCCUGUCCAGAAAGUACAGACCCUGGUGCCCAGCUAAAGGAUGAUGGAAGAGAAAUUGGGGUAGGAGUUUCUAUUUGAAGAAGUGUCUCUGGUAAAGUCUGAAAAUGUAGACUUAUGUGAAAAGACAGUUUGUUUUGUUAUUUGAGACAGGAUUUCUCUAAUAUAUCUCAUGCUUUCCUAGAACUCAGAGAUCCACCUGCCUCUACCUUGGCCUGUACUACUAUACCCUGAAGAAUGUUUUCAUUUUUAAAUACUGUGAAGAUUAAGAAAAACAUACAUUUAGAUGUAUGGGCUGGGUUAGCCUUCCAGACUGCCUGUUUCUAAUCAUGAUUAAAUGAGAGCUUGGCUCCCAAGCCUAUAGGUCAUUCCCAGUUAACAUCAUCAUUUCCAGCAUGUGAAGUUCUGAAAACAAAUUAGACGGCCCUUGGAGACUUUUGAAGAAACUCUGUUACCCUCUUGGGGUCUCGCUACAAUGCUAAGCUGAGUUUGUUUAGAGGUAUCAUUCCUGGGUAAAGGCUAUCACACCUGAAAAUAACAAUGGAGUUAUUUUCUAUUGCUUACAAAUGCCUGGUCUGUUUCCGCAAGCAAAGUGUAGCCUGCUGAUGAAUAUUAAGGCCAGAAGACUCCAAUUUGAAGAGACGGCACCAAGCCUUUAUUAGAAAGCUGCCCGCCCACCUCCCUUACUGUAAACGGUAGACACACUCUGUGUCAGGGUAGGACGGGAGGUUUAGCUGGUACUUCUUUUCUAGAGCAGGUGGUACAAAACGUCCCCCCAGGUAAUGAUACCGGCCAGUAAACUGGGUUGCAGACUUCUUGGGAGCUGUCAGUGAGAUGAGUAAGUCUGGUUGGAUUCCUCCAGGGUUUCCUUUCUCUACAUCCCAUCCUGAAGAGAGAAAGUGGUAUGAGGAAGUAAAGAUGGUCUAGUCCUUAUGAAUAGGUAAACUCUUAGUCUCAGUACUAUUGGGUUUGGGUUUUCCCACAGGGUCAGCAUGAACUUUGCUCCCCAGCCCUAAUGUGGGGCAUGGAAAGGUACAUUCAGAUUAUUUUAGAUCUGGUCUAUACUGUGGAUCAAGAAUCCAGUCCUCUGGGUACCAGCCUGAAGACAAGGUGGAACACCAGACCCCCGCACCAUCUGGGUCCCAGCACCUGAGGGAAUGUCGAUGCUAGCAAUAGGCACAGUAAGUCCACUCAGGACACUCAAGAUGCUGUGGAAUGGCUCCCGAACAUCACCCUUGAAGCUGAAACCAAAGAUGGCGUCCACCACCAGUUCAUACAGUUCAUCAACCAUCAUGGGCUGUAGGGGAGCAGGAAGAAUGUCAGGAACUGUUGUCACAUAGGAAGGGCUGUCCCUGCACCCACAGACCACAGAGGUAUAGAGAUAAUUGCUUCCUAAGGUGCAGACUGCGGCCAUUCUGAAUUCAGGCAUAUGUUCUAUUCUGAGUGCCUGCCUGCCUGCUUCCUUUGGGGAGAAAGGGGCUGACAGUGUAGGGAGCCUGAGCCUGGAAGCCAGAAGGGACCAAUUCUGCCUUAGCUUUGCCUUGUUCCGAUUCUGUGAUUCUGGGCAAACCGUUUCUCUGCAUGUCAAUAUCUCCAUCUAUAGAGUAAGUUAAUUCUUUAAAUUUCAGAUUUCCCACCCCUAAAUCCAUGAAUCUACAGAAAAGGCUUAGGAUGAGGCCCUGAGGGUCAGGUCUAUGAUAACUGCACGCUGGGGGAGAAAGCUGACUGCAGAACAGGGGUGCCCGGAUCUGCUAGUGUUGGGAAGUGCUGGAGCACACACUAUGGAGGGGCUCCUACACUGCUGCUGCUACUUGGAGAGCAACUUUUAUGGCAGGCAACUCGGUCUGAAAACAUGAAGGGAAGGGCAGAGGCAGUACUUACUGGGGAGAUGAGAUAUAAGCCACCUACCUCUGGGGGCAUUUCACUAAGGAAAGGAAUGUCCAUUUUCUGACACUGAGUCACUAGCCCAGUGAAGAGUGGCUUGUUAGGUUUUUUGGGGUAAUAGAUAGUUGGCUGGUAACC